GAUUUUUCUAGGAAACUUCAAAUAUUCCGAAAAGGAGAAUUUCUUGGAUUGAACCUGCAAUGUAAAAAGGAGGAAUGCUUUGGAGAGAGAAAGUGGUCGUUUCAAACGAAAUUCACGAUGAAACUAGUAGCUGUCAGUGGGAAGUUUUUCCGACGGACUGUUCAAUAUGAAUUCCAAAAGCCGGAAGGACAUGGAAUGAACGAAUUCAUUAGUUGGGAGAAUAUGCUGAGAGAUUAUGUGGAUAAUGAUAGUAUUAUCAUUGAAAUCCAUGCCGAUAUUGUUAGCAGUGCGGGUUUCUUUAAAGUCAAAUGAGAAUGCAUAUAAAAAAGUCUAACGAGUUUCUGGGAACUUAUUUGCGCUGCGAAAAAGAAAUGUACGAAGGAAGAAAAUUGUCGAUUGAGUGUGAAUAUGAAUUUAAACUGAUUUCUGCGAGCGGGAAACUUCAUUCAACACAGCACAAGGCUAUCUUUGGAGCUACGUCGAAUUGGGGAAAAAAGGUUAUUAGUUGGAAUGAUAUGGAAAAAGAUUAUGUGACCAAUGGCAGUAUCGAUGUGGAAGUUCAUGUCAAAAUAAUUCAAAUUACAGAAUUGUCAUGCCAAGAGAAAUCAUUUGUACUAUCCCAUACUGUCAAAAACAUGUCAAGUAUUGAAGAAGGAAGGAGCAUCUUUUCGGACACCCAAACUCGCUUCAACAUUCCAUGGUAAGUUAUUAUUAGUAGAGUAUGUUUAUUCAACUCAAUAUUUCAAGAAAUUGCAAAUUAGAAGACAAGAUGGAUUUAUUGGGCUCUUUCUUAAUUGUUUGAAACAACUAGAUGAAUCCAGAAAUUGGUCAAUUAAAACUGAAUAUCAAUUAAAGUUAGUGUCAACUAAUGGAAGAAAUGUCGCGUUCUAUGGCAAGGUUGUGUUUGAAAACCCAGUGGGUCGUGGAUGGGGUAAACUCAUAAGAUGGGAAAACUGGUCAAACAUGUGCAACGAUGCUUUUGUAUUUGAAGCGAAUGUGAAGAUUCUGGACACGACUGGAAUUGAGGACGAGAAUGAUGUUGAUAGGUUCUCUGGAUUUGCGAUACCAGUGGGGGAUCAGGAGUAUUCAAUGGAGAAGUGGCUGGAAAUGGCCUUCGAUCACUAA
Molecule: messenger RNA, 1125 nt
Organism: Caenorhabditis elegans
Lineage: Eukaryota; Metazoa; Nematoda; Chromadorea; Rhabditida; Rhabditidae
Source: the annotation of a RefSeq genome assembly